Ceratosolen solmsi marchali is the source of this 912-nucleotide messenger RNA. RefSeq lists its product as uncharacterized. Gene Ontology annotation, molecular function: zinc ion binding. The record is from RefSeq and is a predicted model, not a curated record. Gene Ontology annotation, cellular component: nucleus. The transcript has 4 exons. Bases 32 to 760 code for a protein of 242 amino acids. NCBI's taxonomy places the organism in Eukaryota, Metazoa, Arthropoda, Insecta, Hymenoptera, Agaonidae.
CAACUAUCAAAUUCUUCAUCAUUGUUGAUCUAUGCCAUCUGCUGUAUGUCGUGGUUGUCGGAGACCAUUGUUUAAUGAAAAUAAUGGAAGAAAUAUAUUUGACGAUUCCUCCUUAAUCAAAUCUUUUGAUUGCUAUGACUCUUAUUAUAACAAAUGGUACAUGAAAUUAAGUUGUGGUAUAGAGUUAAUUACUGGACAAAAGGAAAUAAAAGAAGAGAAACUGCCACAAAGAUUAUGUCAAGUUUGUUUUCAAAAUGUUGAAAGCUAUAUUAAUUUUCGAUUUGAAUUGUUAAGAUCUAAAGAUAUUUUUCUUUCAUCAUAUGAAGAUAUCGAAGUUAUAAAUGAUACCAAACCUGUGGAUGUAAAAAAUGUAUUAUUAAAUAAUUUAAUUCCAAAAGUUAAUAUGAAUGAUACCAUUAAAAAAUUACCUGAAGUUCAUUUAUAUCAAACUGAAUUUAAUAAUUCUUCUAUGUUAUCAAAUCUAAAAAUAAUUAAUUUCAUGUCAGACGCAGAACUUAAAAACGAUUAUGAAAAUAAUAAUCUUAACCAUUCAAAUACAUCAACUAAAAUUACAAAUAUACCAGAAAUUAAUUUUCAACAAUCUGAUUAUGAUAUAGAAUCUGAAAUAGAUGUAUGUUCAGGGGAAGAUGAUGAUGUUUUUGUAUUAGACAUUCAAAAACUAAAAAAUGAAACAGUAGAUAUUUCUAGUUCAUCAGAAUCUGAUAUUGAAGUUUGUGAUUACAAACAUAAUGAUAAAUGAGCAAUUUAAAAUUUUUGAACGGUAAUGAAACUUCAAUAAUGUAGUAAUUGUGUGCUGUGGAUUUGUAUAUGAUUGUAAGGGACUCGUCAUUUAAGAUAUUUUUAUCAUCCAUAGUUAAUUACUUUUCAAACCAAUUAUAGAAUAUAUUGCUA